UCGCCUCAGCGCCGCGCGCGGCUUUUUUUAGCACUAAACAUAACCUAUUCGGCCUAGAUAUAUUUCGACAAUACAAACAUUUACUAUAUUAAUAAUUUGUACAUAUCACGGUAGAAUGAUAAAAGGGAAUCCAUUGUUUUUAAUAAUCGACGUCAUUUUUAGUAGUCAAAAAUUUUAAUAAUCGGACAGGAAACUAAACAAAGACGUAUAUUGAUUAUUAUUAUUCAGGUGCGGGUAAACGUGAUUAACUUUAUUCAAAUCAAGUGCAAAGACUCGAUACAAGCCAAAGAUGAUCUUCCAAAACAACAAACGGUUAAGACACAAACAAGUGAUACUAAACCGCAGAUAGGUGUAAAUAACAUGAUCUAGUUCCAUAGAUCAUGCAAGGAAAAUAAUCAUAAGAGUCCUUAAUUCUCCCUCCGCAACGUUGCUUCCUUUUUUCACUAUAUUAAAAAUAGAAAUACGCAAAAAAGUGCCUCUAUUUACUUAAUAGUUACCAAUAGGAAAGACAGACAUAAAUAUUUAUUGAAGCAAUCAUAUCAGAACUACUACGAGUACUUACGUAAUAAAUAAUAUCUAACUGCCUUAAGAAUUAAGUGCCAAGAGAUAAUUUUUAAACAAUAAGGAUGUCGCACGUAGCGGUGAAAAGCACAAAGAAUGGGAGCAGUUCUCAGGCCGUGGAGGCUUCGAGGGAGGGUUCGGAGAGCCUGCCGCCCCCCCCAGACGGAGGGUGGGGCUGGAUGGUGGUGUUCGCAUCCUUUAUGAUUCAUAUAGUCACGGACGGCAUGACCUAUUCGUUCGGCGUGUUCUACGCGGAGUUCCUGACCUACUUCAACGAGGGCAAAGGCAAGACCGCAUGGAUCGUAUCCAUCCUUGUUGGGGUCACGCUGAGUUCAGGUCCUGUAUCCAGUUCUUUUGUGAAUCGAUGGGGAUGCCGUUCAGUAACAGUGGCUGGUGCUGUGAUAUCAGCGGUGUGCGUGGUGCUUUCAGCUUUCGCGAACAAUAUUACAACCCUCAUCUUCACCAUCGGCAUCGGCGCUGGUGUUGGCUUCGGAAUGAUAUAUCUUCCGGCUAUCGUCAGCGUCACCGUUUGGUUCGACCGGUAUAGAAGUCUUGCAACAGGUAUUGCGGUAUGCGGGUCUGGUCUCGGCACAUUCCUAUUUGCACCAAUCACAUCAGCCCUCAUUUCGAACUAUGGAUGGCGAGGUGCAAUGGCUCUGAUUGGAGCCUUCAUUCUCAACUGUAUACCCUUAGGGCUAAUGUUUAAACCAGUACCAGAACGUCCGAGAACACCAGUAUCUGAACCGAUGCUACCAAAAUCAAAUAAAUCGCCUUUAAAAAGAUCACAGAGUACUGAACAAAUAAAGCGAGCAAAUGGAAAAAUAGAAGAUGACGUGGCAAGACUGACAUUAUCCCAACCUGUCCUGAAUAAAACACAUGAGCAAAAGAGUAUUUCACAUUCGCGUCAUGGAAGUGGUAUAAUGCAAAGGCCAGAUGUACUGUACCAAGGAAGCAUGACUAGUUUAGCAAAGUUCAGGAGCACAUCUCCUGAAAGAGUUCAGAUAUCGAUUAAGAAAAAAGAGCGAGAACAAAGAUGUGGUUGGUUACCUUGUUCGGAAGAAUCAAAAGCGGCGCUCUCAGAAAUGCUCGAUGUAUCUCUUCUGGUCGAUCCUAUAUUUAUACUAUUUUCCGUAUCAAACUUUUUAACUAGUAUAGGGUUUUAUAUACCGUAUGUUUAUACUGUGCCUAUGAGCGAGAAACAAGGCAUCGAGAAUUCACCAUAUUUAAUAUCUAUAAUUGGUGCAUCUAACUUAGUAGGCAGGAUUGUUCUGGGGUACAUCAGUGACAAGCCCUGGGUUAACCGCCUAUUAGCCUAUAAUGUGUGCCUUACUAUUGCUGGAAUCAGUACAGCAAUGGCAAUGGUUUGCUGGGAAUUCUGGGGUCUGGCUAUAUACGCUACAACUUUUGGCUUCACUAUUGGUGCUUACGUUGGUUUAACCUCUGUAGUACUAGUUGACCUUCUUGGUAUAGAAAGAUUAACAAAUGCAUUUGGGCUGCUAUUAUUGUUCCAAGGAAUAGCUUCAUUAAUUGGACCACCUUUUGCAGGUUGGUUAUAUGACACACUACACUCGUAUGCGCCGGGUUUUUACGUUGCGGGUGGUACAAUAUCUGUUAGUGGACUAAUACUUUUCUUCAUCCCCAUGUUGCAAAGGAGGAUGAAUAACAGGGAAACUAUGCUAGAGCAAAUUUAGCAGGAAGCACAACGAGGGCCCUGGCAUGACUAUCCGGUGAUCGUGCUCAACAGUCCCUCGACUCCCUCCUCCAUGGGUUCAACGGAGGACACCUACAGCAACAGGGUAUAUACAACUACAAUUGUAGAAGAAUACAAUAAAGAUAGUAUGCUAAGAAUGUAGAUAAUAAAGAAUUUGUAAAUAUCGAUAGCAUAGAUGAUAGUGACGUAUUUUUUAAUAGCGAAAUUCAAGCUCAUUCCAAAGAUUGCAUGAAAAUUGAGUGUGAUUAUUUUUAAUAUUAAGGCAGUGUUCAAAUGAAAGUUAAACGUUGAAAUGUAAUAAUAGUAAACACGCGUGAUAUAGCAUGUAAAUAGCAAAUCUAGAACUUCAACAAAUUACCUGAUAUAAACAAGUGCUACAUUAAGUUAUUAACAAUAAAUACUUAAUUUUUGAUUUUGUUUUAAUAGUCUACGCGGAUGUUGUUAUUGAUACUAUUAAGUAAACACUUAUUAAAUUCUUGAUAUCAUUUAUUAUAAUUAUUUUUAAAUGUAUGUAUGUUACAAUGGUUUACUUAUGUUAAGUGUAAUAAUAAUUAAAAAAAUAUUUAUCUACCUGCUAUCCUUGUACUAUAUAUAAUAUAAUUAUGAUUCUAUGCACUUUUAUACAAUAUAAAGUUAACAAUGUUACAAAUACUUAAUUGUGUAUUAUAAAAACUAUUAUACAUCUGUAUAUAAAAAUUACUUACUGUAUUAUAUCUAAUUAUUAAAUGCCUUAUUGUGGACCAACUGUGGUUAGAUUGUAAUCGUGGUCCAAAUAUCUAAUUAUUUCAAUGCAUUAAUUAAAACCUAUGAUAAUGCUUCUCGUAAAUAUUUUUCUAAUAUUUUGAUAAAGCAUUAUCAAACUUUAUCAUGAUUACUUUCGUCUAUAUUAUGUGCCAUAGUACUAAUGUUGAAAUCAUUUAUAUUGAUUUUGUGCGAAAACUGUAAAUAUCUACAAUCUACAUAAUUUUCAACUUUAUAAAUCACAUCAGACUGACUUUAAAGACGCAUAAUUUUUUACAGAAAAUUAUAUUAAACCAAAUAACCCAUAAUCACAAUAAGUGGAAUUAAUCACUAACAAUGUAAAUAAUAUGACUUGAUUAAAGAUACCGCAGCAAUCGAC
Maniola jurtina (meadow brown) is the source of this 3392-nucleotide messenger RNA. It is a transcript of the gene Mct1, whose product is annotated as monocarboxylate transporter 13. Gene Ontology annotation, biological process: monocarboxylic acid transport; transmembrane transport. Gene Ontology annotation, molecular function: monocarboxylic acid transmembrane transporter activity. NCBI's taxonomy places the organism in Eukaryota, Metazoa, Arthropoda, Insecta, Lepidoptera, Nymphalidae. The record is from RefSeq and is a predicted model, not a curated record. The coding region runs from base 627 to 2252 and encodes 541 amino acids. The transcript is spliced from 7 exons.